AUGACAGAUACUCUUGAGCAAUAUGCGAAGGCCAGGGAGGCUCUUAUAGCAGAAGACCGCCGUCUGCGCCGUGACAGCUCCCGUGAACCUUCUGAGGACGAGCUGAAAGCUGACAAGGUAGUUCGAGAUAUUCGCGCAGCCGAGGCAGUGUCGGUAUGGGGGGCUGAACAUCCCGACAUACCUCAUCCCUUUCCUGGCAUGGAGUUCUUGACAGGAAAGAGUAUCAUCGUCAAGACGGAGAUCUUCAAAAUCCUAUCGAAGAUGCCAAAGGGAGGGCUUCUGCACGCGCAUCUCGACGCGACAGUCGACGUUAAAUGUCUCUUGAGCCUCGCGUAUAAACACCCCGCCUUGCAUAUCCGAGUCCCCGAUGCCGUCAAUGCAACAUCCGUCCACACGGUCUUACCAGAGUUCAAAGCAUUCCCGAAGCAGGCGUAUUCCGAGGUGCAUGAGCUAUCCCAAUCCCCGAUGCAAUGGGUUCAAUUAUCCAAAGCGAGGGAGAACUUCCCCGCUGCUCUUGGUGGCGCGCAGGGCUUCGACAAAUGGCUCACUGCGUCCAUGAUGAUCAAUCCGUCUGAAGCGUAUGGAACUCAUAACACAGUGGCCAAGAUUUGGCAAAAAUUCACCAACACAUUCUCGGUUGCCAGCUGCUUGACACGUUACGCGCCAAUAUUCCGUGACUACGUCAAAGAGUUCCUCUUGACUUCUAUCGCCGACGGUAUCUCAUAUGUUGAACCUCGUAUCAACUUCCGUCAUAGAUUCAUGGACGAUGCCGACGGGAAUGAAUGUGUUCCUCAUCGUGAAUGGCUCGUCAUGUUUGAUGAAGUUCUGAAGGAGGUCAAAGAAGACCUGCAGAAGCAAGGUCGUGAAGAUGAAUUCAUCGGAGCCAAGAUCAUUUAUACAACCCUUCGUUUCAUUACGCCCGAGGAGCUGACGUGGUACACCGAAGAUUGUAUUGCAUUGAAGAAGGAAUUUCCCCACCUAAUUGCAGGAUUCGACCUGGUCGGAAAUGAGAACGAGUUGAAGCCUCUAAUUGAUUACCUCGAACCUCUGUUGCAAUUCAGAGAGAGGCAGAAGGAAGAGGGCGUUGAAAUUCCCUUCCUAUUCCAUGCUGGCGAAACGUUUGGUGACGGCACUGAAGCUGAUAUGAAUAUGUACGACGCCAUCCUCCUGGGCACGAAGCGGAUUGGCCAUGGAUUUUCUCUAGUAAGGCAUCCCAGAUUAAUGGAAAUCUGCCGAGAACGGGGAAUUGCUUUGGAAGUGUGUCCAAUAUCGUACGUGAUUUGCACUCGCUUGACAUCGUCCAUGCCAAUGCACCCUCUCCCGAUUUUAUUCAACAACGGGGUCCCUGUUGCGCUCUGUUGCGACGAUCCCUCAAUCUUCGGGAAUAUGGGUCUCACGUUUGAUUUUUACCAAGUCCUUGUUUCUAGCGAAGUUACAGGGUUAGUCCAACUUGCUGAGGUUGCGCGCGAUAGCAUCAAAUACUCUAUGCUUGAACCUGAAGAGAAACAGCGUGCACUGGAAUCUUGGGAAAGGCAGUGGGCAAAAUUUGUGAAAAAUGUCGUUGCGUAA
Molecule: messenger RNA, 1569 nt
Organism: Pleurotus ostreatus (oyster mushroom)
Lineage: Eukaryota; Fungi; Basidiomycota; Agaricomycetes; Agaricales; Pleurotaceae
Exons: 12
Coding region: 1-1569 (522 amino acids)
Biological process (GO): inosine biosynthetic process; adenosine catabolic process
Molecular function (GO): adenosine deaminase activity
Source: RefSeq, a predicted model, not a curated record